Messenger RNA from Mucor mucedo, 909 nucleotides. RefSeq names its product thioesterase-like superfamily-domain-containing protein. The transcript is spliced from 4 exons. Lineage: Eukaryota; Fungi; Mucoromycota; Mucoromycetes; Mucorales; Mucoraceae. Bases 1 to 909 code for a protein of 302 amino acids. The record is from RefSeq and is a predicted model, not a curated record.
AUGACUGAUAUUACUGGUAUUCCUGCUUAUCAGUUUGACCGGGUAACAAAUACGUCGUAUCUGGGGAAAACAAGCAGAAACUCGUUUAUAUUUACAGCCGUUGCUGAUUCUGAAUGGACAGUUGGUGAAACUGCCCAUGUAAGCUAUGUUAUGUCUCUAAUUACUGAUACCGUUCUUCAGCACUUUUCAGAUAGAUAUCAGUCAGAUCCCAUUGCACUCAACUGCUUUUUUCUUGCCAAAACCAUUACGAGCAAUCUUAUUAUAGAAAUUGAAGAGCUUAAAAUAAGUAAAAAAGGCAUAUGUUAUGCUAGAGCAAUUCUCAAACAAACCAAAGAUUUAAAGCGUUUGGAAAGUACGGAGUCUUAUAACCCAUUUGAAUGGAUUGACAAGGUACAUAGUAUAUUUACUAUGAAAAAUAUGGAUUCUGAAAAAGGUGUUACUUAUAUUUACAAAAACCCUUUGCAACACCCUUUGGAUACCCUUGAACCAUAUACCUACCCUUAUAUGGCAGAUUUUGUGGACUGUUUAUUUGAUACAAGCAGCUUUGCAAAGGAUGAAAAGGAUGUCGGUAAACCGGAACAAACACAAGUCAUGACCUUUAAAGACGGAAGACCUACUGACUUUAAAAGUAUCCCUUAUUGGUGUGAUAUGAUUAUUUCUUCUGCUGCCCUGAUCGGUCCUGCUAUGACGGGUGGUCCUGUUUGGUGUGCUACCAUUCAAAUGGAGGUCCAGUUCAAAAGAAAACCAACGGGUCAAAAAAUUACUGCCCAUUUAAUAACCAAACACAUUAUCAACGGACGGUUCGAAAUUGACGGUGAAAUUUGGAAUGAGCAAGGUGAAAUUUUGGCAAUCACAAGACAUCAAAGUAUGAUCGUACCGUGGAGUCGUAAUAUCGAAGCAAAGAUAUAA